Messenger RNA from Ahaetulla prasina, 1743 nucleotides. RefSeq names its product carcinoembryonic antigen-related cell adhesion molecule 8-like. The transcript has 7 exons. Bases 1 to 1743 code for a protein of 580 amino acids. The record is from RefSeq and is a predicted model, not a curated record. NCBI's taxonomy places the organism in Eukaryota, Metazoa, Chordata, Lepidosauria, Squamata, Colubridae.
AUGAAUCCCUCAAAUGCCAUAGAAGGGCAGGGAAUCAAUUUGACCGUCGGUUCCGCCCCGACUGCCUUCUUUAUCUGCAACUGGUAUCGAGGGGGAGAUAGUCAAAAAAAUUUGAUCGUCACCAUCUACCUGCUUCCGUUAAGCGGCUACGUCUUUGGACCUGCCUACACUGGGCGAGAAACUCCAGGCCCGAAUUGUUCUCUCCACCUUGAAAAUCUAAACCAGGAUGACUCUGGGAUUUACACCGUGACCGAAGAUGGGCCUUCUGUCCAUGGAAAAGGAGAACUCAGCGUCGAGGUUCUAGCUCCGGGCUUACUACCCAAGCCGAGUAUGUCCAUCGUCCAGCUUUUCCGAGAGAAUAUGGAUUCGGUCCAUCUCAAGUGCGACACAACUGUGAGAUUUGCAAAUAUCAGCUGGCUGCAGAAUGGGAAACCCCUUAACUCCUGCCCUCGGAUCCAGCUGUCCAAUAAUAACCAGACCCUCACCAUACAGCCUGUUCUCCGUCAUGAUUCUGCCGCGUAUCAGUGUCAUAUUUCCAACCCCUUGUCUGCUCAAAGGAGUGACGCCGCCACCAUUUCGGUGAUCUAUGGUCCAGACCCUCCUGUCAUCAAGAUAACUGCCAAGUUCCUCACCCAACCCUCCAGCCAAAGACUCAACUGCAAAGCCAGGUCGUUUCCUGAAGCCGAGUAUCGCUGGUUCCACAACGGGAAGGAAUUCAGCAAGAAGGCCGAAGUUCUUCUAAAGAACAUUCAUUUCCACAUGGCUCAAGCUGAAGAAACAAUUCCUAUUAAGGCAGUUCCUCCAAAUCCAAUGGAGACCCAAGAGGUCCUGCUGAUCCCACCGGUUCCCCCGGAUGAUACUUUCCUCUGCAACUGGAUCCGCCAGCUAACAGAGACUGAGGAGUUUGUGCGGGAGCCGAAUGUCAUCAUCACUCCAGCCCCUUUCCUGAUGGAAUUUCAGUCCAUUCAGCUACGCUGCAAUACAAGCAUCACUCAAGACGUUAGCUGGUUUAAGGACGGAGACUCUCUCGGCAAUGGCCAAAAUCUCACAGAUUCCAACCGGGUCCUCUCCAUCGCCUCGCUAAAGCGGACGGACACCGGGAAAUACCAGUGCCAAGUCUUCAACGGUAUCACUACGGUCAAAAGUGAACCGGAAUACCUCAGCGUGAUCUAUGGUCCAGAGGUACCUGUCAUCACUCCAAAUAAAGCCUGCCAUGAAGAAGACGUAAACAUCAAACUCACCUGUCGGGCUGCUUCCUGGCCCGAGCCUCAGUAUACUUGGUACCGUGAUAAUGUCCUGAUAGAUUUCGGGCCCAAAUUAUUCAUCGAAAACUUCAACGAGAGCCAAGCCGGGAUCUACAUCUGCGAAGCCAUGAAUGACCUCCUUCAAAAACAGUCGAGAAGCAAUAGUCAGCACAUUCACUUGAAGAAAAGUUGCGUGAGCGAGGUGACCGUCGAUGGUCCAUUAGAAGGCACAGAGGACCAAAGCACCUCCUUGACGUGCACAGCCCAAGGUGACAACGUUACGUAUUUUUGGACGAAAGACAACCGGACCGUGAAUGGAAAUGGACGUAUCAUUUUGACAGAGAAUGGCCAAAACCUCACUUUCAACCCAUCUCAUCGAACUGAUGCUGCGCGCUAUACGUGCCAUGCUCACAACAGCUACUCUUCCAGUCAGAGCGAUCCCGUUGCCUUAAGUAUCAUAUGUGAGUCUGAUCUUCUUAUCUUGGAUCAUGCCAUGUAG